This is a messenger RNA of Penicillium psychrosexuale, 228 nucleotides long. RefSeq lists its product as uncharacterized. Lineage: Eukaryota; Fungi; Ascomycota; Eurotiomycetes; Eurotiales; Aspergillaceae. The record is from RefSeq and is a predicted model, not a curated record. Bases 1 to 228 code for a protein of 75 amino acids. The transcript is spliced from 3 exons.
AUGGCAAUGUCAGAACCUUGGAACCCUCCCGAAAGCGAGAGCGAGUACGAAAUAUUGGAAGCUCAGGCCAAGAGAUCUUUGGCCCCAUGUGCUUGGCUUGGCCCCAAGACUCAGGAGGCAAGGCUCAACAACAUCAUUGGUCUAGUGGUAGAAUUCGUCGUUGCCAUCGACGAGGCCCGUGUUCGAUUCACGGAUGAUGCACUCAUUUUUUGUUUUUUUUGCUUUUAG